Molecule: messenger RNA, 1330 nt
Organism: Botrytis porri
Lineage: Eukaryota; Fungi; Ascomycota; Leotiomycetes; Helotiales; Sclerotiniaceae
Exons: 2
Coding region: 261-758 (165 amino acids)
Source: RefSeq, a predicted model, not a curated record
GCCUCGCCGACGAGGUCCCAGAAAAUAUAUAACAAGCCAUCAAUUCCACAGCCCAAGUCCAAUAUCUACCCAAAUUUCCAUUCUUCUUUGGAAUCCCAUACCCCAAGUUUCCUCUCGCAUUCUACACUAUCAAUUAUCUCCUCAUACCAUCUUAACCCAAAUCUCCCACAACUCCUCCUCCUAUCGCCCCGUCCCUAUAUGUUCAAGCACACCAUAGCAAAUCCCAUCUAUCCAACCCCAAAUCUACACACCCCAUCACAAUGGCCUCCGAACCCACCACACCUGUGCGCGUCUCAAAAAGCGCCGCGAACUACACACCCACAACCCAAGAUGCAGAUUUGCGCUCGCAGAUAAAUUCCAUAUUAUUAAAGGAUGGCCAUGUUGCCAAAAUCCAAGAAACGCUCCUUCACUCCCUCCACUCCUCUCCCACAAACUGGCCAACCCUUAUCCAGAAUCACGCGCUUUCCCUCCUGCGUUCAGGACACUACACUACAUUCCCGCUGCUGAUCGCCAAAGUGCUUGAAGAUAUCCGCGCCGAUACACUUGCACUCUCGUCGUCCGAUCCCUCCAACUCAUCCCCUCAUCCCUCCACCAACGGAUCUUCAGACAAGAAGGAAAAGGAAGCAAAAGAAAAAGACGCCGCGCCUAAAGGGAGAGGCGAGAGGGGACAAAGUCUCGCGUUGCCGAAAAGUGUCGUGGACGAAGGAGUAAGGAUCACGAGGGAGUCAUUAGAGCUUGUCUGUGAGGUUGUGGAGUGAACCCCCAAACGUCUGGGGGGUCGUUGCAUUUCUGGGAGUUGAGUAAGGAGGAGCGAUGAGGAAUCAGCAUUGGCGUAAAGAGGAGACGAAGAAGCGGGGAAGGGUACAUAUCACUGGCAGCAACCUGCCUUUGUUCUGGGGCCCUCUCGAUAUAAACACAGACAUCUAAGGAAAGGAAUUGGUGGAUUCGAUAUGGAUGUAUGGACAAAAUCGGAAUCGACUUCCAAAAAAACUCUCCCAGAUCCACCUCUAUUAUUUACAUCAUUUAUCAAGAUAUCACGACACAGUCAAAGCAGAGGCAAGGAACGAGUGUAUGGGCAGUGGGUGUGCAGUGAUUACUUCAUUCUAAGCGAUGGGUGAACUACCUAUGGAGUAUACUAGGAGUUUAAAAGAACAGUUGGGAUUUGGGAUUGAUGAGGGAUUACAAGGCCGGGAAUGUUCUGGGCGUAUACGUUAAAUUUAUUGCACAAGAGAAUCAUGGACGAAUAUCAUGUAGAAUAGUCGAGGCUCUAUACAUACCCAAUCGACGUUUUCAGGACUAAGAUUUUAUGUCAACACGCCUUUACAGAUCA